This is a messenger RNA of Porites lobata, 532 nucleotides long. The record is from the annotation of a GenBank genome assembly. NCBI's taxonomy places the organism in Eukaryota, Metazoa, Cnidaria, Anthozoa, Scleractinia, Poritidae.
AUGCCACCACCGUUGCCUUGCCAUAAAAUCAUCCUGUAUUCACCUUUUUCGCACAAGCAAUAUAGUAUGGCCAUCCACCCUGAACUGCUCAAAACUGCCAUCUCCUCCUCAAGUUUGUAUUUCUCCAGCCUUGCCAUGAACUGCGUCUUCUCCUGUCUCUGUCCUUAUGUCGUCGUCAUCAGCAUUUUUUCCGUUCUUCAACUCAGCGCCAUUUUCAACACACGAUCUCAUCCUUGCAGCUUCAUUACCUUUAAAAUGUUUAGUUGUUUUUCAGCCUUUAAUUUUACUUGACGUCCGCCGUCUAUUAUUUCCACGCAGUCAACCACCUACAUCAAACAACACAAGUGUCAUUUUUACUCCCCACACAGCACCACCAUCACCUAUUCCAUCAUCAUCAUCAACACUACCGUCUUUACCUCAACCAUCAGCAACAACAACACCUACUCUGCCUCCUCUUCCUCCAAAACUUUGUCUGCACAUUUACCAGAACACUAACAGAACAACUAUAUACCCCGUAUCAGAUCUUUGUUAA